This is a messenger RNA of Rotaria sp. Silwood2, 1771 nucleotides long. NCBI's taxonomy places the organism in Eukaryota, Metazoa, Rotifera, Eurotatoria, Philodinida, Philodinidae. The record is from the annotation of a GenBank genome assembly.
AUGUCACAAAGUUGGGCUGAAGUAUUACGUGUUGCUGAUAAAAAUAGCCAAUAUGCAGCUCAAGAACUUAAAGAAGAACGUCAAAGACGUGAAAAAUUAAAUAAAAAACCUGAUAAACCUCGACCAGCUAAUGAAGCAGCAAUGAAAAUGAUUCUCGAACGACGACGUCAAGCACAAGAACAAGAAAAACUAGCUGAAGAACAACGUUUAAAAAAAGCCAAUGAAAUAAAAAAACAACAAAAGGCAAUUCUCCAAGCCAAAACACAGCAACAACAACAAAAACCUACACCACCAAAACCACCCACGAGUAGUGCUCCAACUAAAACAUCAGUCGAUGUAAAAAAGAAGGCACCGAAUGUUUCUUAUGAAGAUCUUAUGCGAUAUGCAUCACUCAAAGCUAAUAAACAACCAAUACCUAAAGAAUUAGCUCAUGUUGCUAAAUCACUUCAAGCAAAUAAAUCACAAACACCAACAUCUAAUUCAACUAUUUCAUCUUCAUCAAAAAAUAUUGUUUCUACCUCUAAACCAUUACAAACUGCAACUAAUCUUAAAAAACCUACUUCUUCAAAAAUAACAACAAAAAUGACAAAGACAAAUUCAACAAUUAAACCAUCUAUUCAAUCAAAACCUAAUAUAAAUCAACCAAAGUCCAAUAGAUCUGCUUCAUCAUCGAACAAUAUAAAAUCAUCGAUUAGACCUACAUCAUCUUCAUCCACGUCAACAAAUCGAACAGCAAAUGGACAAAAACCGACACAAAAUCGAACAGUGAACGAACAGAAAAAUACACAAAAUCCAACAUUCAAAGUACAAAGACUGCCAACAAAUGGCCAACAACCAACACCAUCAAAUCAAACAAUAAAUGGUCAAAGAUCGACAUUAUCAAAUCAAAUAACAAAUGGUCAAAGAUCGACAUUACCAAAUCAAAUGAUAAAUAGCCAAAGAUCGAGACUACCGAAUCAAAUAGUAAACGGACAAAGAUCGGUACCACCAAAUCAAAUAGUAAAUGGACAAAGAUCGGUACCACCAAAUCGAAUAAUGAAUGGACAAAGACCGAUGCCAACAAAUCGAAUGAUGAAUGGACAAAGACGACCAAUUGUACCAUGUAAGUUAAUAGUCAGACGAUUACUAGUCUUGAAAAUUUCAUUCCUUUCACAUACUUUCCAACAGUAAGAUAAAUUCUAUUCAAACUUAGUAUCUAUCCGUCGUACUUCUUAUCUAUCAUAUCAAUUCUGCUGUUUGUAACUUCAAUUUCUAUUCGAAAAUUUUUUAAUAUAAAAACGACAAGAUUAAUUUUAAUUGCUGUAUUUCUCUUCUAUAAUAACGAAUAGUUUUCAUAUUUUUAUUUAUUAUAAAAUUUAAGAAAAAAAAAUUCUUAUUUUUGUUUUGCAUUGAUUAAUAAGCAGUUUGUUUGUUUUUUCUUUAGCUCGAAAACGCCCUAUUCUCGACACAGAUGAUGAAGAAGAGGAUGAAGGUAAGAUUUUUUUCUAUAUGCAUCUGGAGCAAUUGUAAACACUGUUCUGCUUGAUUUUUUGCAUUUUAUGAAAUCAUGUAUAAGUCAGAAAUGAAAUGUCGUUUACUAUUGAGAUUAUGAAUAAUGAUAUUUGACAGAAAAACUAAUAUUUAUGUAAAUUAGCUUUCAAAUGCAUACAAACCUUUGUAAUCAACAAUAUUCUAUUGAAUCCGUGACCCGAAACGACGAUAUUACAUCGAAGAUUGAGUUUGUUAUUCAGAUAUUUGAAGAAAAUAUUUUGUGUUUUUUUUAUUAGGAUAA